CCGCCGCAUGCAUGCAUAUCGCGAAGAAAGCAAGAGGUGAGCGGCCAUCAGGGAAGGAACACUCGAACGUGAGACGGCAGCAAUAAAGAAAGCAAGAGGUGGCCUCGGAGUGGCCCCCCAUGACCUCGAGCGACACCGAUCAAGCAAUCAUGCGGCACAGAUGCAGCAGGGCUGGCCGCUGCUUCCUCCCGGCCCGGACUGGACGGAUCGAAGGGAGGCGUCCGGGCGGAGCAGUCUCUCGAGCAGGUCCUUUUCCCUACAACCACCGCACGAUCUGCCGCGAAUCCCACCCCAGCUUUCUCUCCCGCACAAAAGGAGACGCAGAUAUAUUAUCCUGCUACACUACAGCUUACCGGCCGGUGCUAGAUAAUUAUUUGCCGAUCCGCGCAUGCGCAAUGCCGCCGUCGCCGGAGAUCAUGAGCUGCUGCUCGUCCUCGGAGGAGGAGGAGCCGUCGUCGCCGACGGCUGCCGGCGACGAGCGGCUCCUGGUGCAGCUGGUCCCGAGGGCCGUCUCGGACGGGCUCCUCGGCAAGUUCGCGGACACCAGCGCGUUCGACUUCGACUACGAUCGCAGCGGGCUCUGGUCGCCGCUGGUGCUGCGCCACGACUCCCUGCUGCUCGCCGCGGCGCAGUCUCCGGGCCGGCGUCGCGGACUGCGGCCGCGCCGGCGGUGGCGCCGGAAGCGGAGGAAGAUGAUCUGCUGCUGCUGGCGAUGGUGGUGAUGUGCGGUGCGGCUGUGGCCUGCGAUGAUCAGAUGUUCUGCAGCUGAAUCUUUGCAUUUGUUCUGCAAUAUACAGGAGACAAUAUAGCGGCCGCCUGGUCGAUGUUGGUAACAUGUAUGUAUGCGCGCGGUGGGGCAAAGUCCAAAUGCAAGACGACAUUUGUUGUAUAAUUCAGUGGCAGCACGUAGUACACUGCGGCCUUUUGUGAUUGGUCAUCAUUCUUGGAGGCAUCUGGCAUUCGGAUGCACACUGUAAUUAAUAAUUACACUUUGUUUUUUCUUAUGUUUCGUUGCGUCUAGCAAAAGACAAAUUAAACUAGCUUUUACAGAUCAUUUGGGAGUUUGUGACGUUCCUCUACUUCACUACUGUGAGACAGUCGAGGACACAGCAUGCCCCCCCGCACAGUACACAUUGUUGUAUAAUCUUGUAUUAGUAUUAUUAUAUACGUGUACUCGUCCGGAAA
Molecule: messenger RNA, 1185 nt
Organism: Setaria italica (foxtail millet)
Lineage: Eukaryota; Viridiplantae; Streptophyta; Magnoliopsida; Poales; Poaceae
Exons: 2
Coding region: 120-722 (200 amino acids)
Source: RefSeq, a predicted model, not a curated record